GACAGAUCAAUUUUAGGUUAGAUUUUGGCGUCGACCUCUGUCGUCAAAUUUCCAACUUCGAUAUCUGCAAAUUUUUAAUUUCUUUCAUUUGAUUCCAAAAAGAAAUUAUCAAUUAAUUAACAAUUAUAAAAAAAAUGACAGACACAGCAACAGAAGUAAAUCAAGAAAGAGUCUACGGAGGAUGCGAAGGACCCGAUGCUAUGUACGUAAAAUUAAUUUCAUCAGACGGCCAUGAAUUUAUAGUUAAAAGAGAACAUGCCCUUACUUCUGGUACAAUUAAAGCAAUGUUGAGCGGUCCAGGACAAUUCGCCGAAAACGAAGCUAACGAAGUUAAUUUUAGAGAGAUUCCGUCUCAUGUACUUCAAAAAGUCUGUAUGUACUUCACAUAUAAAGUUCGUUACACCAACAGUUCUACCGAGAUACCAGAAUUCCCAAUAGCUCCUGAGAUUGCUCUCGAAUUACUUAUGGCUGCUAACUUUUUAGACUGUUGAAUUUAUUUAUUUGUAAAAAAUAAUAUCGGGAAUUCAUAACUCUCGAUGAUAUAAGGAUAUAUUUACUGAUAAUUAUAGGUUAUGACAUCUUUUCAAUUAUUUUUAUCUAAUUUGUACAAUUAAAAUGAAAAAAUUUUGGUACACUUUAAUAUAAUAUUUGGUUUUAUUAUUUCUUGGUUAUGAUUAGCUGAAUUCAUAUUGUAUCUCAAAAGUGUACUUUUAAAUUUAAUAAAUUUCGAUCAAAAAAUCUCAAAUUGGUUUUGUUUUCUGAGUAAAAGGAGAGCAUAAUUUUUUUUUCUAAUUGUCGUCAAACUAAAUGAUCAUAUUUUUUAUUUGUAGAAUAACAUAUAUUUCAACUAUUACCUAAAUAUAUAGUUAAUAUGUAUUAACAAUUACGAAAAUAGUGUUUUGAAAAUAUUUCCAUCAAUAAAUGAAACACUAGAGUAUC
Diorhabda carinulata is the source of this 939-nucleotide messenger RNA. Its product is annotated as elongin-C. The coding region runs from base 135 to 491 and encodes 118 amino acids. Gene Ontology annotation, cellular component: elongin complex. Gene Ontology annotation, molecular function: protein-macromolecule adaptor activity. The record is from RefSeq and is a predicted model, not a curated record. Gene Ontology annotation, biological process: ubiquitin-dependent protein catabolic process. NCBI's taxonomy places the organism in Eukaryota, Metazoa, Arthropoda, Insecta, Coleoptera, Chrysomelidae. The transcript is spliced from 2 exons.